This is a messenger RNA of Acanthosepion pharaonis, 588 nucleotides long. Lineage: Eukaryota; Metazoa; Mollusca; Cephalopoda; Sepiida; Sepiidae. The record is from the annotation of a GenBank genome assembly.
AUGGUUCAUCUAUUCAAUGAUACUCUAUUGAUGAAAUCUAUGCCUCUUUCAUGGUUCAUCAGACUGAUUCAUGAUACUUGCAUUCAUUUGAAUAAAUCUAUGUUGCUCCUCUGCUUAUUCCACUCUAAUUCUACAAUGAGCUCUAUUGAUGAGAAGCCUCUUUCAUGGUUCAUCAGACUGAUUCAUGAUACUUGCAUUCAUUUGAAUAAAUCUAUGUUGCUCCUCUUCUUAUUCCACUCUAAUUCUACAAUGAUUUCUAUUGAUGAGAAGCCUCUUUCAUGGUUCAUCAGACUGAUUCAUGAUACUUGCAUUCAUUUGAAUAAAUCUAUGUUGCUCCUCUUCUUAUUCCACUCUAAUUCUACAAUGAUUUCUAUUGAUGAGAAGCCUCUUUCAUGGUUCAUCAGACUGAUUCAUGAUACUUGCAUUCAUUUGAAUAAAUCUAUGUUGCUCCUCUGCUUAUUCCACUCUAAUUCUACAAUGAGCUCUAUUGAUGAGAAGCCUCUUUCAUGGUUCAUCAGACUGAUUCAUGAUACUUGCAUUCAUUUGAAUAAAUCUAUGUUUUAUUCUCCUCUGCUUAUUCCACUCUAA